Messenger RNA from Monascus purpureus, 1908 nucleotides. NCBI's taxonomy places the organism in Eukaryota, Fungi, Ascomycota, Eurotiomycetes, Eurotiales, Aspergillaceae. The record is from the annotation of a GenBank genome assembly.
AUAAGAUUCAAAAUUCAAGACAUUGGGGUUAGCAUUGCUGAUAAAUACUAGACUUGAUGAGCCCCUUCAAGCUGCCAUUCACUGGACAUGAGUGAAGUGCACCAGCAUAGAGCAUUCCUAGACUUUGUCACGCGGGGCUCACAAACAUAGCUCAUCCUUGCUGGUACAAUCUCCUUGCCCAUGCUUUUUUGUAUGGGUUCUCAUUGAGCCUCUGCACAAGUUUGCAUUAAGAAAGGAAGUGAAGGAAAAUAAGAUGAAGAAAUGAUCCAGAAACAUACUAAGGGGCUCAAAGAGAUUCAUAGGGCCCAUAUUGUCAGGUAAGAGCAGCAAAACUCCCAUCCACACAACAGCACAACGCGGCUGAUUCUUCCCAGACCUCAAUUAAAGUCCAUCCUUCCCUCUCUUGAAUCUGGGCCAGUCACCAGCACACAGCGUCAUGUUGACUUUUCAGCUGGAACUGCUUUAGUAAGUCAAACUGACUCCUCGAGUAGUGCUGAACUCGAGUCUUUCUCUAAGCAACUCGAAACCGCGUUCGACAUGGGAGGGGCCGAGAAUGUGGCCUUGUCCCUUGGAGAUUCGUGUGAGACAAAGGUUUCUGGCGAACAAGGAGUCACAAUGAAUGAUCCUACCGCUUGCGAGAAACCGCAGAGCCCAGCCAAGGAAGAGAGCUCUUUUGAAAUUGAAUCGCUCAGCAUUCAGGGUAAGGACGCGAAGCCCAAAGGCCCCGCAAGCGUGAAGCCAGCCAUGUCUCAUUUGUCCCAUAAAGUCAUCAAAUAUAUCAGAUCCCCUGGUGGUAGGUUGAUCUCGAAUAACCCACACUAAUACCUUAGGUGACUAACGAGUAUGCCAAUAGAUUACGCAUUCUUCGACCUCGAUCGUUAUGAACAGAGUAUUUCAGAUGAAGGCAAGAAAGAGUUCAGGGUCAGACCCUUGUCUGACGAAGACGUUGCUCGCCAUCCCGAGGCUGCUGACGGAGACGUAAAGUCCGAAAAGUCUGCGAAAUCCAAGAAGAAACACGUUCACAAAUGGUUGAGAAAGCAACACAAAAAGCGCGGCAGCUAUGAAGUUGAUCUGUUGACUAAAUUCGGGGACACCAGCCGCCUGAACAGUGACAAGUCUUCUUCUGAGGCUGCUUUCGACGAAGAGAAUGACAAAUUCUCCAAGUCUGAUGAUUCUUGCAGCCUGUCUAGAAGUAGUUUUAGUUUCAAGGAUCAGCAUUCUCUCAUCGAGGAAGAGGGCAACGUUCUUCCGAAGACAAUUGAAGAUAUCCGCAAAGAAACCGGAACUCAGGUCCUCUUGUUGUCCUCGAAAUAUGUUACUGGUCCACGUAGAGUCGGCGACGAGAGACUUUGGAACAGCAGGAAUUUACGUUGUGCUCACUGUCUCGGCAAAUGCCCCGUCUGCAGCAUCGCGUGCUGUGUAUAUGAAGAAGCACGACGCAAGAUGGCUAAGUCGAGCUCUGACUGUGACAAAGCUGCUGCUGCGGAACUUGUCCAAAUCAUAGAAGGUUUUGGUUCCAAGGUUAAGGACAUGAGUACGUUCUCUCUGUGCUCAAUACUUGGAGGCUGCGGAAGGCGUGUGUGCCCAGAUUGCUCUGGUAUUUGCCCAACUAACAUCUGCCGUGAUGUUCAAUGCAAGGACUGCAAGCCAGAUCCAUGGGAACCUUGCAAUUGGCAUGACUUCUAGAGUGAAAAUAUGUCUUCGAAUUUCUCAGCUAGCCUAGGAUAUGGUCCAAGGUUUGAUGUUAAGGUGAAUACCUUCCUUGAGACAGAGUAUGGUGAAGAACUUGCUGGAACGGAAAUGACGCGAGAUUAUCAAUGAGGUAACUAUGUUUUCCGUGUAUCAACAUAGGGGGUGUCGGAUAUCUAGACCAGAAUAGACGGAUCUGUCACAAGUAAUGAAAGUUUC